Bacillus rossius redtenbacheri is the source of this 1624-nucleotide messenger RNA. RefSeq names its product surfeit locus protein 6 homolog (gene Surf6). The record is from RefSeq and is a predicted model, not a curated record. The transcript is spliced from 4 exons. Gene Ontology annotation, biological process: ribosomal small subunit biogenesis; ribosomal large subunit biogenesis. Gene Ontology annotation, cellular component: nucleolus. Gene Ontology annotation, molecular function: DNA binding; RNA binding. NCBI's taxonomy places the organism in Eukaryota, Metazoa, Arthropoda, Insecta, Phasmatodea, Bacillidae. The coding region runs from base 84 to 992 and encodes 302 amino acids.
UGUUUAUACAUGGCACUUGAGAGACUUGACUAAGGUUAUUUUGAUUCUUACUCGGUUAAAGUGAGAAAUUUGGGGUGUCAAAAAUGAAGAUAAAGUUAGCGAAAAACAAGAUAAAAAUUAAUGAAACGGCAUUACGGAAGCUGUUGCAAGAAGAAAACCAGUUUUUAUUAAACUUAUGGCAAAAGCUUCCCAUACCUUACUCUGCUCGUGAACAAGACGGUGAGGAGGACAUGAUGUACUUGCUUCCUGAUUCAGGCAGCAAGACUGGAGACAUGCAAAGGAAAGUUAAAAUUUUCAAGCCUGGUGAGGGAGAGAAGCACGCGAAACGAGCUAAGAGCCUGGAAGAGCUGUAUGCAAAGCGGAACACACUCAAAGGGAGCGUUAAACUGAAGUUCAAAGACAGACUCCUGAAGAAGGGGUUGAAGCACAAGAUCACCAAGCAGAAGAGGAAGCAGGCAUACAAGAUGAAGAAGAACCUGCUGCGACCGGAGAGGCCGGCGAUGACGGCGUCAGCGGAGCCGGAGAGGAAGGCGAUGCCCGUGAAGCCGGUAUUCAACAGCGAGGGCAAGAUGGUGUUCAGCAGGUUCGACUUCACGGGCUCGGAGAAGCGGUCCAAGGAGACCCAGAACCCCCAGCUGCUGCUGGACAAGAUGCAGAAGCAGCGGGAGAAGCUGCAGAGGCUGGAGGGCGUGGGGAGGACGGAGCUGGUGGCACAGAUCAAGGAGAAGGAGGCGUGGAAGAAGGCGCUGAGGAGAGCGCAAGGCGAGAAGGUGAAGGACGAUGUGGAGCUGCUGAAGAAGUCUGUGAGGAGGAUCAAGGAGCAGAAGCAGCGCAGCAAGAAGAAGUGGGAGGAUCGGCAGACGACGGUGGACCAGGCCAAGGAGAACAAGCAGAAGAAAAGGACUGAAAAUCUCUUGAAACGUAAAACUGAAGUUAAACAGAAGAAAAUGAAGAAGGCUUCAAAGAAAGGCAGGGUUUUUAUUAAAUCUUAAGUGUCCAAAAAAUACACUUUUUCCUAUAGAGCUUUCUUUUAUCUAAGUAAACUUAAAAUAUUUUAGACUUGCUUAAAAAAUUUAAGAUAAAUGAGCUGUGGUUUUAGAUUAUUUUCACAACAAUCAACAUUUUGUAUAAUGAAAAGGUUUGCUAUAAAAUUAAUGAGAUACAAUAUGUAAGUCAAAAUAUAGACUAGUGAUGAAGUGAUUUUGGACUAAAAAAAAAAUACUUUUUGUUUCAUGAGUAUAAUUUUUGCUCUUUUCUCAUCAUCAGCCAAUUGCAUGUAAAUUGAGUCAAGUUUCAAUUGCCUGGCAUUAUUUCUAUCUGUGGAUUGUUUUUGUUGCAGUGUAUUUUAUUACUUUUCUAAUGAUGUGAAAUAGUGCUGGGCUGGAAUAUUAUAACCCACUAGAUCAGCUCUGCAGAAUAUAAAAAUGUAAAAGGGAAGAACAGUUGACAGCAGUGAGGAAUUCUUGUUUCAGAGAAACAUAAUGUUAACCAUUGUUAUUUAGUGUUAUUUAGUACAGUGUUCUCAUUAAAUAUUUAUUUUUGUAGUGAAAGUAUCAUAAUAAUACAAGUACAGUGAAAUUUUGCUAUAUGUUAAACAUUAAAAAAAAUAUUUUUUACAUGUAAA